UCUCCCAAAGAGGCAGAGCAGCAUCCUGCAAGGAAGAGCCCUCCCAGAGCCACCAUGCUCACUGCAAGGACAGUCCUGCUGCUGGCUGGGCUCCUCACCCUCUCACCACGCUCCCAUGAAGCCCCUUACAGUCCAGCCGAGUGCUGCUUCGACUACAUCAAGGGCGUCCUCCGGCUGGACUACCUGCUGGGCUCCUACUCCACCCCCAGGGAAUGUUAUUUCCCAGCAACUGUGUUUGAGACCAAGAAAGGAGCCAAGAUCUGUGCAAACCCCGAGGAGAAGUGGGUGAAGAGAGCAGUUAAAAUGCUUCAAAAAAAGAAAGAACUUCAUGGUCCAUGAUGUAGAGGGGGUGCCCUGGUUCAGGCUGCCCAACACCCUGCUGGAAGGAGGGUUUGCAGUGCCCCUCAGAAGGGGUUAAGGAUGUUCAGCUCCUGGGAGAGGGCACUGACUCCCCAGGGCCCUGAGCUGCAUCCACAGCUGGGCACCAGCUCCUGGAGUGCUGCUGGCCCAGCCUGCACCUUCCUGCUGACCACAGCCACAAAAUAAAGUUUACUUCAU
This is a messenger RNA of Pyrgilauda ruficollis (rufous-necked snowfinch), 558 nucleotides long. RefSeq names its product C-C motif chemokine 5-like. Lineage: Eukaryota; Metazoa; Chordata; Aves; Passeriformes; Passeridae. Gene Ontology annotation, cellular component: extracellular region. The record is from RefSeq and is a predicted model, not a curated record. The transcript has 3 exons. Gene Ontology annotation, molecular function: CCR chemokine receptor binding; chemokine activity. The coding region runs from base 55 to 339 and encodes 94 amino acids. Gene Ontology annotation, biological process: neutrophil chemotaxis; monocyte chemotaxis; positive regulation of ERK1 and ERK2 cascade.